GAUCUCCACCUCCUCUCCACUCCAAGUAUGCCCUAAUUCCCUUUCUCGGUUCAUCUCUGUCGGCUCGCCGGAACCCUCCUUUCGACCACUCCGCUCCACCUCUUGCUGUCAACAAUUAUUUCUACUUAGUAAGCUACCUCAUUUUCCACCCCUUUCUACUAAUUACUAUUCUGUUUAUUUGCAGGCCUUACAGUCUCCCUCUGCUUAUAUGACUGCUGUUGUAUGAAUAUUGGGCGUUGAAUCUCUGGUAACCAAGAGGGCUUUAGACUGCAUCCGAUACUUUUGGUGUCCGUCCUAGCCUGCGGAUUCGUUAAUCUGGCCUGUCGGCUGAGCCGGACUCUUAUCCGCCCAUGACCAUGAGUGCUGACUGCUGAGCCCAUUACACGGAUGCUAAUCUGGCUCCGCCCCCCAGAUGUGCGCGGCGUCGCGGGCGACCCUCGCCCUUCGCGUCCUCUGUCACCGCCAAUCCCCUUCCUCCGCUUCUACUCUGCUGUCUUCCCGAUCCCGAUUGCUUUCGCCGCUUUCCCGUCAUUUUUUUCUCCUCCUCCACAUGGAAUCUUCCUCUUCCUCUUCUUCUUUCCAUUCCAAACCCUUCUCUUCUGCUUCGGCCUCCGCCUCCUAUUCCUCCCGAAGAAGCGGGAGGGGAAGGGGAAGGGAGUCCGGCAUGAGGGAAGAUAGGAAUCGUGGGGGAGGAAGUGGCGGUGAUGCAGAAAGCGAGAGGAUUGAUGCUCUUGGCCGGCUUCUGACGAGGAUCUUGCGCCAUAUGGCCUCUGAGCUGAACCUAGAUAUGAGAAGUGAUGGUUAUGUUCGAGUUCGUGAUUUAUUGAAACUGAACAUGACAACUUAUGCCAAAGUUCCAUUGAGAUCCCACACAGUUGAAGAAAUCAAGAAGGCAGUGAAGAGGGAUAAUAAGCAACGCUUUAGUCUAUCGGAGGAAGAUGGAGAGUUGCUGAUCCGAGCAAACCAGGGCCACACAGUAAAGACUGUUACCUCUGAAAGCCUGUUGAAGCCCAUCCUGUCAGCUGAUGAAGUCCAAGUUUGUGUGCAUGGAACGUACAAGAGAAAUUUGGAGUCGAUCUUGCAAUCUGGACUGAAGCGUAUGACAAGGUUACAUGUACAUUUCUCAAGUGCCUUGCCCACAGAUGAGAAAGUAAUUAGUGGCAUGCGUAAGGAUGUCAACAUCUUAAUCUAUUUGGAUGUUAGAAAGGCAUUACAAGAUGGAAUGCAGCUCUACAUUUCUGACAACAAGGUGAUUUUGACUGAGGGUUUUGAUGGUAUUGUGCCUGUCAAAUACUUUGAGAAGAUCGAAACUUGGCCAAGAAGAGAAUUAGUACCUUUUGAAAGAUAGGAUGAUCAAGUUCCUUAGCAUUUGCUCUCUCUCUCUCUCUCUCUCUCUCUCUCUCUCUCUCUCUCUCUCUCUGUUUUUUUUUUAAAAAAAAAAAAUUUGCUAGACAUGUCACUUCUUGAGCAUUGCAAGUUGAGCAUUGCAAGUUAUCUCUGGAAAGAGAAACUACAUUUGUUUACCAGCAUCUCAGCGGGGAGCAUUUGUUGUAGGGCAAUGUGCGCCAUUCCUCUCCAACCUUUACUCAAGUUUAACUUUGGCAUCCAAUCAUUUAAGUAUGUGAUUGGGCUCCUAAAGUCUAUUUGUUGUUCCACACAAUUCUCUUCCAUCAAAAAGCCUGUUCGCUGCUGAACUGAUAAUACACAUGGAAAUUGCUGCCUGAACCAUUAAUACUGGAUGGAAAUUGCUGUUGGAUAUCCAUUUGUCCUAAUUGGAUAUUUAUUAGUGCUGACAUGACAAUUCCAUCCAAGUUAGCAGGGAUUUUUGAUGGAAUGGUGUAUAUUGAAGCAACAAAAUAGACAUUAUAGAGAGCGAUUUGUACAAAUUACCUUUCUUUUACAAAUACCUAGGGAAGUAAUCUAAAUUAUUUUAGUGUAUUAUUAUAUGGACAUCAAUUACUUUUGAUUAUCAAUUUGUGCUGUUUGAUCAAUCAAACUAUUUAUCACUUAGGAAGCUACAA
This is a messenger RNA of Ananas comosus (pineapple), 2021 nucleotides long. Its product is annotated as tRNA 2'-phosphotransferase 1-like. Gene Ontology annotation, biological process: tRNA splicing, via endonucleolytic cleavage and ligation. NCBI's taxonomy places the organism in Eukaryota, Viridiplantae, Streptophyta, Magnoliopsida, Poales, Bromeliaceae. The coding region runs from base 413 to 1348 and encodes 311 amino acids. The transcript is spliced from 10 exons. Gene Ontology annotation, molecular function: tRNA 2'-phosphotransferase activity. The record is from RefSeq and is a predicted model, not a curated record.